AUGCAGGAGAACGUGGUGGACAGGUUGGUGUGGGACUCCAGGGAGAGAGACAGGGAGCUCUGCCUUGUCAAGGGGAAGAACGAAGACGAUUGUAAUAAUUAUAUCAGAGUGCUAGCUAAGGCUGGAGAUGACCAGCUGCUGGUGUGUGGAACUAACAGCUACAAACCCCGGUGUCGCUACUACCGGGGCGCAGGGCGGAGAAACUUUGAGGCGGAGAAGUCAGGGCGGAGGCCGGGAGCUGAUAUGGGGCGGAGGUCGGGUUGGGAGGUUGAAAAGGAGUUUAGCGGAGUUGGAUAUUGUCCGUAUGAUCCUAAACACAACUCUACAUCUAUAUAUACAGGUGGUGCGCUGUACAGUGGAACUGUAUCGGAUUUCUCUGGGUCUGAUUCUUUGAUCAUCAAGGAACAAGUUAGAACCGAGCAGUACAACUUCAAACACCUAAACGGUCCUGAUUUUGUUGGAUCGGCCGAGGAUGAGGACUUCGUCUACUUCUUCUUCCGGGAGGAGGCUGUAGAGUUCAUCAACUGUGGCAAGAAUGUGUAUUCUCGCGUUGCUCGAGUGUGUAAGAAGGACCAGGGUGGUCCUCGAAACUCUAAGAAUCGAUGGACCACAUUUUUGAAAGCCCGGCUUAACUGUUCAAUACCGGGCAUCUUCCCAUUCUACUUUAAUGAGAUUCAGUCUGUUUACCAGGUAAUUAUUAUUAUUAUUAUUAUUAUAGACCGUGUGUUUGGAGUGUUCAACACCCCUGACAAUGCUAUCUCUGGAAGUGCAAUCUGUAGUUUUAAUAUGGAGGAUAUUCACAAGGCGUUUGCUGGUGAUUUCAAGGUACAGAAUGACCCUAACUCCAACUGGCUGCCGGUCAAUCGUCCUGAUAAGCCUGGAACCUGUAGGAACAGUUCAGAGGACCUCACAGAGGAACAUCUCAACUUUCUCAAGGAUAAUGUGCUUAUGGAUGCCGCUGUACCGUCAGCAUACAAUCUCCCGCAUUUUGUAAAGACAAGUCCUCACGAGCGACUUACGUCGAUUGCGGUCGACCCAAAGGUUCUGACCGCAGAUGGUCGGAAAGUUGACGUUCUUUUUGUUGGCACAACCCGGGGUAGGAUUCUCAAAAUGGCGACUUUCGAUAAUGGCGGAAUUCCUCAAACAAACUUGAUAGAAGAUCUUCAGCUGUUUCCCUAUCACGUGGCUGUGAACAACCUUCUCAUAGUUCUAGCACGGAACGGAUCAGAAAAUGGCGGACAAAUUCAAAAUGGCGCCAAUCUGGUGGCUUUGAGUGAUCAUGAGGUGAAGAGUGUUCCUAUGCAUAGAUGUGGGGCUCAGACCAUACAAAACUGUGCAGCUUGUGUUGCUUUACAGGAUCCCUAUUGCGCGUGGAGCGUAGAGGAUGAGGCGUGUACUGAGCACGCCGGAAGCGCGCAGGAUACAAGCACGCUACUCCAGCAGGUCAGCACAGGCGCUCACCCUGGCUGCCCCAACAGCAAAACUGUCGAAGGAUUAAGAGUUUCCAACACAGUUUAUGAAACAAUCACAUUCUUUGACGAGGAACCCUACUCUCAUCCUAGAGAAAGACCGUAUAUAAGCCACAACAGCUUCUACUCGCCACAGACCUUUGCUAUCGGCGUAAUAUUCGCCGCAUUGGCCGCCCUGCUGGUUGGGGCAGGGGCCGGUCAUCUUGUGACCCGGCGAUACAUUGAACAGCAUUCUUAUCUCAAGUGUGGACAUGCUUACCUGGAGGCACAAGCUAUGGACAGAACUAGAAAGGAGGAAACCAGCCAUUACACUGAACCAAACUUUAUCCCGACCCCCUCCCUCCCUCCCUUCUCCUCCUCCUCAUCAUCCUCCUCCUCCUCCUCCACCACCUCAAGCACCUCCCCCUUGACCCCGACCUCGACGACCCAGAACAACCUGUUGGUCAACAUACCGGAGAAGAAUAAAACGGAAAAACAGAAUAUCUCAAUCACUACCAACAUGCCUCUCAACAAGCCACAAAAAAUCUAUAUUUGAAAACAAAAAGUUAAAAACUUUUUUUUAAAGAAAAUUCACUCAGUUUAAGAAAUCUGAAUAGGUGUGGGGGGGGGAUGGGAGAACAGACCAGUGAUGCAAUGUUUUUUAAAUUGAAAAAGUACAAAUAUUUUGAAAAAAUGUGUAUUAGCAAUCUCAUUGAACGUUUACAGAGCUGCACUAUAAACAUUUGUUGUAAAUUUUAAAGGCCCCAAAAAAAU
This is a messenger RNA of Eurytemora carolleeae, 2222 nucleotides long. RefSeq names its product semaphorin-1A. The transcript is spliced from 11 exons. Gene Ontology annotation, biological process: negative regulation of axon extension involved in axon guidance; axon guidance; neural crest cell migration. The record is from RefSeq and is a predicted model, not a curated record. Bases 1 to 2004 code for a protein of 667 amino acids. Lineage: Eukaryota; Metazoa; Arthropoda; Copepoda; Calanoida; Temoridae. Gene Ontology annotation, molecular function: semaphorin receptor binding; chemorepellent activity.